Molecule: messenger RNA, 1779 nt
Organism: Sesamum indicum (sesame)
Lineage: Eukaryota; Viridiplantae; Streptophyta; Magnoliopsida; Lamiales; Pedaliaceae
Source: RefSeq, a predicted model, not a curated record
AUGGAAGGGGAGUCAGGCAGAAAUAUCCUUGGACUAGACACUGCGAUGGGAACAACGGAACCCAUCAUUCAAUUGACGAAACUGGAGCUACAACAACUGAUGGAAGAAGCAGGAAGAAAGGCUAUCGUGGCAUACGAACGUAGGACAACCACGCCAGUCGAAAGAGAAGGUCCGCGGAGGAAGCUAUUCGAAGAAAGAGAACCGGAAAAAACAUCUGGAACAGGUGGAAAGGGCCAGAACAAGCGCCUACCUUCGGAGGUGGGUUCGAGUAGCCGAGACAAGAGCCAGACUAGGGGGCCUGCGAUCUCGCGUGCUGAGGUCGACAGCGUUUCGAGACAGAUCGUCAAGUUGGGAAAGCAAAUUGACGAACUAAAGAAGAGGGGAGAGAUCGUGUCACAACAUAGGAACUCACCAUUUUGCAAUCAGAUUCUAACGGAAAUCGUACCCCCGCACUUUAGAAUGCCCGAUCUCCCCAAAUAUGACGGGACAAAAGAUCCCCUGGAACACUUGGCGGCAUUUGAUAUGGUAAUGAACCUUUACGGACAAUCGAGUCCAAUUAAUGCUAAGUUGUUUGUUACCACUCUGACAGGAAAAGCCCAAGAAUGGUUCAUCACUCUACCACCCGGAAGCAUCGAGUCACACGAGCAACUCACGCAAAAAUUUCAAUUUCAUUUCGCCAGCAAACGAAAACAGAAAAGGUCUGCGACGCACCUAUUUACCAUAAGACAACAGGAUAAUGAAGCAUUAAAAACUUUCAUGGGGCGUUUCAACAACGAGACGCUAGAAGUGCCGGACCUAAGAAUCGACAUGGUAGUAAGCAUCCUGAUCCAUGGAUUAAAAAAAGGCGCAUUUGCAUCUGCAUUAGCGCGCGACCCCCCGUCGGAUGUCGAGCAACUUAUGAGCAUGGCGCAGAAAUACAUAGACGAAGAGGAAAUGAAUGCCUUGAAAGACGGCGAGUGGAGAUUCGAGGAAGGAAGAGAUCGAAGGCAUUACGAAAAGGAAGAGCGACAACCAAGGCAUGAAUGGAACAGAGAACCGUUCCAACGCAAAUAUCACAAAUAUACGCCUCUUAACACUACGAGGGCGAAGGCAUUGCUCAUGGUUGAGAGAAAAGACGUACUCAGAUGGCCAAAACCCACAAGAGUGACCCCAUCCAAAAAACAUUCAAGCAAGUAUUGCAGAUUCCAUAGAGAACGGGGUCAUGAUACUGAAGAGUGUUACCAACUCAAAGACGAGAUCGAACGUCUCAUUCGCCAGGGAUACUUCAAAGAUCUAAUAGCAAGAAAUUAUCAGAACGGAGAUCGUAAAAGCAGAUCGCGGAGUCAAGGGAGGCGAGCAGAAAAUGGUAUAACUGCAGGGCACAAUGCUCGUGAAAAUGCUCCUAUCAAAGGUGUAAUUCACACGAUAGUUGGAGGACCCGAUGAAGGGUACUCAAAAAGAGCUUGGAAAAAGAUCGAACGGAGAAUGGGGACAAUCGUCAAUAGACAAAUCAUGAACAUAUCACCAGAGCUUGAUAUCACCUUCGGUGCCCAGGACUUGAAAGAAAAGAUCGGAGAUGACAAUGACCCACUGGUAAUCAAAAUGGAUAUAGCCAACUUCACAGUCCAUAAAGUCCUGGUGGACAAUGGGAGCUCGACAGAUAUUAUCCUUCGAGAAGUAUUGAUCAAAAUGGGAUUAGGUGACGCAGAACUCGGCCCUGUGAGGUCACCGCUGGUCGGCUUUGGAGGAAGCGGUGAGUUCGCUGGGUACAAUCGAACUGCCGGUCUCCAUUGGAGCUGA